Messenger RNA from Elaeis guineensis (African oil palm), 4689 nucleotides. NCBI's taxonomy places the organism in Eukaryota, Viridiplantae, Streptophyta, Magnoliopsida, Arecales, Arecaceae. The record is from RefSeq and is a predicted model, not a curated record.
ACUUGGCAGACAUCCAGCAACUCCAGUUGUACGCAGGGGCUCGGCUGAGGCCCGCGCUGCAGCAAUUGGGCCCGCAGUCAUAAUUGACGAGCGGAGGCCGAUCCACAGCACUCGGAAAUCGGGCAUGGAAGAAUCAAAACAUCACUAGAUUCGCGUCCAACCACCUCGCUUCCGCCCUCCACUCGACCGGCCACCGACCAACCCGACAGCCUCUUCCGGCAGCUUCCACACUUUCUCCGGCAUUGCACACAUCCACUGCCUGCCUUCUCCCUCAGGAGCCUCGCGGCCGCCGAUCUCGGUAACUUCUCUUUUUCUCUCUCUGGAAAAAUGAAAACAAAAGAGAAUCAUGUGGGCGUCGCUUGGAAGCUACACAAGACGUGGGGUUGGUGAGUGGGGCGUAGUGGUUGGCAGGGAGGUGGGUUCUUUUUCAGCGCCAGUAUCGCCAUCUAAGCAGUAAAAUUCGCAUCAGAGCAUGUCUGGAUCCUCUCAGACGGUCUUCUUCUACUCGUUUUGGGAAUUUGUGCAACCUUGAAAACUCCGUGAGCGUCGGCGGGAAGAUCUCCGUGGCGAGAGGAAGGUGGUUGGUGGACAAUUGAAGUCGAACUUCGAACUUUUUAGGUUUAAAUUGAUGGCAAAACCAAGACAUUUAUUUUCUAACCAAGACAUGUCUCCAAGAUCUUUAAGAUCUAGGGAGUGGGACAGCAUGUCGCGAUGGUCCGAGUACCUGAAUCUUGAAGAAUCUUCUCCUUCAGCUAUGAACUGGAAGAGUGUGGGUUCUGAAGCACCUCCAACUUCUGGAAAUGUCCAAAAAGCUCUACAUAUGGAAUGGGUGCUUCAGCUUUCAAAAGUUGCAGAAGGUUUAUUGACUAAAAUGUACAGGUUAAAUAAUAUUCUGGACCACCCAGAUUUGGUUUCGCACAUGUUUUCAGAUUCAUUUUGGAAAGCUGGCAUAAUCCCUAACUUCCCAAAAAUCUGCAUACUCGUGUCAAAGAAAUUUCCAGAGCAUCCUAGCAAAUUGCAGUUGGAACGAGUUGACAAAUCUGCUCUUGAUGCUUUAAAUGAAAAUGCAGAAGUUUAUUUUCGAAGCCUAGAACCAUGGGUCAUGUUGCUUCUUGAUUUAAUGGCAUUUCGAGAACAAGCGUUGCGGCUUAUUUUGGAUUUGAGUAGUACAGUUAUCACGUUGCUGCCCCAUCAAAAUUCUCUGAUCCUGCAUGCUUUUAUGGACCUGUUUUGUUCAUUUGUCCGUGUUAACCUUUUCUCUGAUAAGGUACCUAGGAAAAUGAUCCUGCAAAUGUACAAUAUCCUACACAUAAUGUUAAAAGGCGGCCGAGAUUGUGAAUUUUAUCACCGGUAUUGGAGGCUGUGGGUCCAACAAUUUUUCUUUCGACUGAUACAAAAAAGUUGAGAAAUGAGGGAUUUCUCAGUCCAUUUCACCCUCGUUAUCCUGACAUACUCACAAAUUCUGCUCACCCCAGGAGGGCUCAAGACUUAGCCAAUGUUACAUCAUACCGAGAAUGGGUUCUAUUUGGCUAUCUUGUUUGUCCUGAUGAACUUCUACGCGUUACUAGUAUUGAUAUUGCAAUGGUUGUACUAAAGGAACAUUUAGUUCUCACAUUAUUCAGAGAUGAGUAUAUGCUAUUGCAUGAAGAUUAUCAGCUUUAUGUUCUUCCAAGAAUAUUAGAAUCAAAGAAAAUGGCCAAAUCUGGACGUGCAAAACAAAAGGAAGCAGACCUAGAGUAUAAUGUUGCAAAGCAGGUUGAGAAAAUGAUAUGCGAGGUACAUGAACAAGCACUGAUUUGUUGUGAUGCCAUACACCGAGAAAGGAGGAUAUUACUAAAACAAGAGAUUGGGAGAAUGGUCCUGUUUUUUGCUGAUCAACCUAGUUUACUGGCCCCUAAUAUUCAGAUGGUUUUCUCUGCACUUGCUUUGGCUCAAUGUGAGAUAAUUUGGUACUUCCAACAUGUUGGUAUUGCAUCAUCAAAAUCUAAAACAGCAAGGGUGAUGCCUAUUGAUAUUGAUGCAGCAGAUUCAACUCUUGGUUUCUUGUUAGAUGGAAUGGACAAGCUUUGCUGUUUAGUUCGAAAGUAUAUGACAGCAAUAAAGGGUUAUGCACUAUCAUAUUUAUCAUCUUGUGCUGGAAGAAUUCGAUUUUUACUUGGCACUCCAGGUAUGGUGGCUCUAGAUCUAGAUACCACCUUGAAGGGCCUCUUUCAGCAAGUUGUUCAUUGUCUUGAGAACAUACCAAAGCCUCAGGGAGAACAUAUAUCUGCUAUUACAUGUGAUCUAUCAGAUUUGCGUAGGCACUGGUUGUCAAUUUUAAUGAUUGUCACAUCUUCAAGGUCGUCUAUAAAUAUUAGACACCUAGAGAAGGCAACCGUAUCUACUGGAAAGGAAGGCUUGUUAUCAGAAGGAAAUGCUGCAUAUAAUUGGUCCAGAUGUGUGGAUGAACUUGAGAGCCAAUUGUCAAAGCAUGGAAGCCUUAAAAGGCUAUAUUUCUAUCACCACCAUCUUACAGCAGUCUUUAGGAAUACAAUGUUUGGGCCAGAAGGACGUCCACAGCAUUGCUGUGCAUGGCUUGGAGUAGCUAGCAGUUUUCCAGAAUGUGCCUCUGCAAUUGUUCCAGAGGAGUUGAACAAAAUAGGCAGAGAUGCGAUUUUAUAUGUCGAGUCACUCAUUGAAUCCAUCAUGGGUGGCUUGGAAGGGCUGAUCAAUAUUCUGGACUCAGAAGGUGGAUUUGGUUCUUUAGAGAUGCAGCUUGUUCCAGAGCAAGCGGCUAUUCGUUUAAAUAGUGCAGUGAAAAAUUCAACCUCCUUUCUUAAAUCACCAAAAGGCAUAUCUGGUUUGCUAGCUCCUGGACAUGAGAGCUAUCCUGAAAAAAAUAAUUCUGUCAAAAUGUUGGAAGCUGCCAUGCAGAGGUUGACAAAUCUUUGUUCUGUUCUGAAUGACAUGGAACCAAUAUGUGUUAUGAACCAUGUUUUUGUUCUCCGAGAGUAUAUGAGAGACUGUAUACUUGGAAACUUUAGGAGAAGACUACUUGGGGUGCUGAGAACUGAUAAUGGCCUCCAGCGUCCAUCCAUCAUUGAAUCACUCUUAAGAAGACACAUCAGCAUUAUCCACCUAGCUGAGCAACACAUCAGCAUGGACCUUACUGAAGGCAUUCGAGAAGUUCUAUUAACUGAAAGCUUCACUGGGCCAAUUUCCAACAUGCAGAUGUUUGAAAAACCUGCAGACAUACAGACUGGAUCUGCUGUGGAGAUCAUUGGCAAUUGGUACAUUGAGAACAUUGUGAAGGAUAUAUCUGGUGCUGGAGUUGUGUUUAUGACAACCCAUAAUUGCUUCAAGAGCACACAACCAAUAGGUGGAUAUUCAGCAGAGUCAUUUACUGAUAUAAGAGAACUUACAGCCUUUCUUCGUACUUUUGGUGGUUACGGAUUUGACAAAAUAGACGGGAUGGUAAAAGAACAUACAGCUGCACUAUUAAACUGUAUUGAUACAGCAUUGCGGUCAAACCGUGAAGCCUUAGAGGGUUUUGCUGGAAGCAUAAAUUCUGGCGACCGGAUUGAAAGAGAAGCAAAUCUAAAGCAAAUUCUGGAUAUGGAAACACUGAUUGGAUUUUGCAUUCAGGCUGGGCAGGCCAUAGCCUUUCGCAAGUUGCUUGUGCAUGCUGCUGGAGCAGUGCUGGAAGAAAAGGCACCGCUCAUUGUGUCAUUACUGCAUGGAGUGGGGAAGCAGUUACCAGAUGAGUUACCUGACAAAGAUGAGAUUCUAAGGCUGAGAAGGGUUGCAAAUAGUAUAGGUGUGAUUGGUGAGCAUGAUACAGACUGGAUACAUUCAAUUAUGAUGGAAGCAAGUGCUGCAAAUGAUAGUUCAUGGAGCUUGCUUCCAUAUCUUUUGGCUUCAUUCAUGAUGUCUAGUAUCUGGAGUAUGACUACAUAUGACAUUGAAACUGGAGGAUUCAAUAACAACAUUCAUUGCUUAGCAAGGUGUAUCAAUGCUGUGAUUGGGGGAAGUGAGUAUGUCAGGUCGGAAAGAGAAGAACAGCAAAGGCAGUCUCUUUCAAAUGGACAUACCCAUGAGAUGCAAGAGCCUGAAAUACUAAGCCGUGUGGCCGUUGAAGCAAAUAUAAAAUCUGCCAUGCAACUCUAUAUUAAAUGUUCUGCAGCAGUUGUACUGGAUUCAUGGAGUGAUUAUAGCAGGUCAUGCAUUGUGCCAAAGCUGAUAUUUUUGGAUCAGCUCUGUGAGCUCUCCUCUUAUCUUCCAAGAAGCACCCUUGAAAUCCACAUACCCUAUAGCAUUCUCUGCUCAAUAUAUCGGCAACACUAUGGGAAUUCACUAUCCAUGAUUACAGAAUUUCUAGGGCCAUCACCAAAGCAGUCACCAGCAGUCUCUCUCAUGCAUGCAUCCCCUGCUGUCAGGCCGAACCGAGGUGAUUUGACACCUCAGGCUAAUGCAUAUGACUCCAGUUAUUUCAUUGCAUUGACACAACGGCAGGAGGAAGGUUAUGGUGCAGAAAAUGUGAGGCUGAAGACUGGUGAGAAGCAACAGCGUAGCCUGAGAAGUUCAGGACCGUUAGAAUACAGUUCGAGCCGGAAAGUAAAGUUUGUGGAGGGAUCAAGUUCUGGAGGCCAGGGACCUAGCCCAUUGCCAAGAUUUGCUGUGUCAAGAUCUGGUCCUCUUUUGUACAAAUAG